This is a messenger RNA of Salmo salar (Atlantic salmon), 2878 nucleotides long. It is a transcript of the gene zpax1, whose product is annotated as zona pellucida protein AX 1. The record is from RefSeq and is a predicted model, not a curated record. Lineage: Eukaryota; Metazoa; Chordata; Actinopteri; Salmoniformes; Salmonidae.
AUUCCAGUGGUACAGUCUCCUUCUGUGCUGAGCUUCCUCGUAUGACAGUGUGGUUGCUGUGUACAAGCCAAAGUGCCCAUUUGGUGUGAUGUGUGUUUUUCGAUGUCUUGUGACAUGGGUUUUGCUGAGUGUUGCUGUCUCUGGUCAGUUCCAGAGGCCAAGUUCCAAGCCUAGUUCAAAUAAUGGCUUGCGGUCUGCGUGUCUUGGCAAUGUCUUGAGGCUAACAUUGGACAGAACUUUGGCUGUCGGUAGCCAGCUAGAAAUUGAUGCCAUCGAUGGCACUGACAUUAUACCGUUGUCGCACACCUUGGCUGCCCAGUGUGGAUACAGCGUUGAGUCUGACCCUUGGGGCAACACCAAAGUCUUUGCGUCCUUGUUGGGCUGUUAUGUUGACAACCAGGUGGAUGUGGUGUUCACCCUUGGCCUGCGACUGCGAAUGUAUAGAGAUGGCCUUUCAGAGCAGGUCAAGCAUGUGACCGAGACGUGCAGCUACUCCCCCUGGGCCUCCCGGGAAAUUCUUUGUGACAGGAACUACAUGGAGGUGUCAAGCCUCAUGGUCACUCCAGAGACCCCUGUCAAAAUGGUCGCUGGCCAGCAGGUUCAUGAUACCUGGGAAGAUGCCAUCCCUGAUGCUGCUGUUACUCCAAAUGGCAUCUGGAAGAUGACAUUCCACACCCCUGACCCCAAGGUCAUGUUACUGACUGAUGCUCAGCGGGCUGGUUAUGGUGCCAUGAUAACCCAAACAAGACUGGUGAUCCGAAGCCCCUACAACAUGGCAGAGACUUAUUCUGUAGAGGUGGCUGGAGUUCCUAUGGAGGUCUUCAGUGUGUCCACUUACUACAAGAUUGGCAAUUUGAUUGUGGAUUCAGCGGCUGCCUGUCCUACUGGUGGUGUAGUCUUCACUGACAAGGUCAUCACCUGGCAUGUGCCUCGCCGCAUCACCCCGCUGAUUUCUAGUGCUGUUAAAAUUCUGGAGACGCACAUGGGCAUCUAUGGCCAGAGGCUGGACAAAACCAAGAUGGCCACCAGACACUACAAGCUGUCUGUCAUGGAGUCUCACAUCAUCAUUGAGAUUCCAGUGGGGUCACCUGAUGGCUACUACAAGAGUCAUGCCCCAGAUUAUGCUUACCACAUAACCUACACUGUUGAACCGAUGCUUGAGUUGCUGUGGAGGGCAGAAAACACACAGGCUGACACAAGAUACAAAGUCCUCUUCCCCAUCACAACCCCUCUGAUGCCCAGGCCUCCACAUGUUAUUGACAGCACUGUUCCUGAGCAGAGAGUGUUUGACAUCCUCCUGGGUACCUUCCUCCAUGAUGUGGAGCUGAUGAACAUCACCUUUACCACCAGGGUGCUAACUGUUGCAGAGUGCAAUGCCAGAGGCUUUGAUGUCCAGGAGCACCACUUUGCUAACAGCUCCAAGACCUUCUCACUAAGAGUGCCCUUCUCAGAUGAAUUAGUCCUGAAACAAAACCCUGAUCCCCUUACAACUGUGUACUUCCUCCCUCUGGUCUUCGGUCUGCUCGUCCUGCCUGAACAAACACCCUUCCCCCACCCUGCUGAGCUGGAGGCCUCCCGGGAAGAUGUUGUUCUUCCCACAAUCACCGGCAGCUGCGACCAGGAGAACUUCUACUUCUCUGUAAAAUACGGGAGCAAACAGGAUAACUUCCAAACCAUGAUGCUUCAUGCUGGUUCAUGGAGGGAGCUGGAUACUGAGCUGGCAGAGCUGUACAAUCUCACUGGCAAUGGCACACACUUCAGUAUCGUGGUGCCCUUCACUGCACCUGCUGCAGCAUUUGAGUUGGUUCACUUCAACUCUAUCAGAGCCAGAGUGGACUUGCUGCUGUUGGAGAUGCCUAACAUGUGGCAACUCGAUGACCUUUCACUUGCCUGCUAUUUCCCCCUGACUACAACUGAGUGCUACUCCAACGGCACGGUGACUGCACUGGCAGUUAAGGUGGAAUCUGUUAGCAACUUGAACCCUGAAUACCUGACCUUGAGGGACCAGUCAUGUAAACCAGCCUUCAGCAAUGACCGCUUUGCUUUCUUCUCCUUCAAACUCGACUCCUGUGGCACCACAAGAACGUUCUUUGACGAUGUCAUGGUGUAUAAGAAUGAAAUUGCCCUGCCAUACAACACAGGCAAACAAAGUAGGAAAGGUCCAUUCGCUCCAGAGUAUCGGCACACCGUCUCUUGCUACUACCUGCUCAACUACACAAAGACCAUGGCAUUCCGUGCUAGCCCAAGGAGAACUGACCCUGUGGCAGAUCCUGGGGUGGGACAUCUGGUGGUCCAAAUCAGAGUGUCCCAGGAUAGCUCUUAUGCCUUAUUCUACCAAACUGAGGACUACCCAGUGGAAAAGUACUUGAGACAGCCUCUGUAUUUUGAGGUGGAGCUGAUGCAGUCCACUGACCCUCAAAUAGAGGUGGUGUUGGAGAACUGCUGGGCCACGCUGCACAAGGACAGAACUUCUCUUCCUAGCUGGGACCUCAUUGUUGACAGCUGUGAGAAUCUUGAUGACCUGUACCUCACGGUCUUCCAUCCCGUCGUUGCGGACACAAGGGUUCAGGUCCCAGCUCACAUCAAACGCUUCUCCAUCAACAUGUUCACCUUCACCAAGGAUGAUGCAGUUCUGAAAGAACAGAUCUUUGUGCAUUGUGAUGCAGUCCUUUGUGACACCACCAAACCUGAUGGCAUCUGUUCAGGCCAGUGUGCAAAUGCCCUGAGGUAUGCAAACUCUCUCAGACCAACUGGCUCAAAAAGAGGUCUUAGAGCUACAGAUGCCAGCCAGUAUAAGAAGCAGAUCUCAUCUGGACCUGUUCUUCUCUCUGACUCACACUUGUUCUAAUAUAAUAAAUCUUCUGUUUUGGUUAACUGA